GAUGAAGAAGAAGAAGAAGAAGAAGAAGAGAAGAAGAAGAAGGAUCCAGAAGCGGAUCCAGAUCUAGAUCUGGAUCCGAAAGAGAACGAAGAGGUCGCGCCUUCAGAUUCAUCAGCAUCAACCUCGAGAUCGUCAUCAACCGGCCGAAACUCGAAGCGCUGGAUCUUUCUCAAGGACCUCCUCUACAGGAGCAAGAGCGAGGGAAGAGCCAAGGAGAAGUUCUGGCACUCGAUCUCCUUCUCUCCGUCGAAAUCCAAGGUGGACUCCAAGCCCCCGUCGAUCCCGAUCUCGUCGGACUCGAAAGAGAGAGAGAAGCCGAACGAGCAACGGCGUCGGGAAACGGGCGGGGGGCGUUGCCGUCAGCGCACGAGCGGCUCGUCGAACCGCGCGCAGGCGGAGGAGAUGAGGAAACGGACGUUCCUCCCUUACCGUCAGGGCUUGCUCGGUUGCCUAGGGUUUAGUUCCAGGGGUUACGGCGCCGUCAACGGGCUCGCCAAAACCCUUAAUCCCGUUUCGUCCAGGUAAUUAAGGUUUUUUAAUUAUCCUUUAAUUAAGUUGUGUACAGUAAAUUUUUUUUGUACUUUUUUUUUGGGGGGGGGUUGGAUGUUUCCGUAAAAUAUGUAGCUUUUUUCCUUCUGUUGAAGGAAACACGUAAUGUUAUUAUUUCUGGCAUUUUUCUGUUA
Asparagus officinalis (garden asparagus) is the source of this 683-nucleotide messenger RNA. RefSeq names its product DNA polymerase delta subunit 3-like. The record is from RefSeq and is a predicted model, not a curated record. The annotation marks the transcript as partial. Lineage: Eukaryota; Viridiplantae; Streptophyta; Magnoliopsida; Asparagales; Asparagaceae. The transcript has a single exon.